Messenger RNA from Ictalurus punctatus (channel catfish), 3569 nucleotides. Its product is annotated as zinc finger protein 239. The transcript has 3 exons. Gene Ontology annotation, biological process: regulation of transcription by RNA polymerase II. The record is from RefSeq and is a predicted model, not a curated record. Gene Ontology annotation, molecular function: RNA polymerase II cis-regulatory region sequence-specific DNA binding; DNA-binding transcription factor activity, RNA polymerase II-specific. Lineage: Eukaryota; Metazoa; Chordata; Actinopteri; Siluriformes; Ictaluridae. The coding region runs from base 1223 to 2788 and encodes 521 amino acids. Gene Ontology annotation, cellular component: nucleus.
UAAGGUCAUUUUGAAUUUGAUGGCUGCAACAUGUCUCAAAAAAGUUGGGACGGGGCAAGAAAAGGCUGGAAAAGUGAGUGCUAGUAAAAAGAAACAGCUGGAGAUUAUUUGGCAACAGGUCAGUAAGAUGACUGGGUAUAAAAAGAGGAUCUUAGAGAGGCGGAGUCUUUCAGAAAUAAAGAUGGGAUGGAAUCUAGAUUGAAGCAGAUGUUGCUCUAAAACCUGUAUAUACCUUUCAUCACUGAAGGUGCCUUUCCAGAUGUACAAGCUGUCCAUUCCAUAGGCACUAAUGCACCCUCAUACCAUCAGAGACGCAGGCUUUUGAAUUGAGCGUUGAUAAAAAGCGGAUGGCCAGAUAGCCAUCUUUAGUUUCGAAGACAUGCCGUUUGUUUUUUUUUCCAAAAAAAAUUUACAUUUUGAUUCGUCUGACCACAGAACAGUUUUCCACUUUGCCUCAGUCCAUUUUAAAUUAACUUGCACGUGUUCUACACAUUUUACUUUUGCAAAUAACACCAUUUUUGAUUACCAAACUAUUUUCUUACUUCUUACAUAAUUUCAGACAGUGUAACUCAGCACUGCUGUUGCACAACUAAUUGCACACAAUACUGAAACACAGUACAUGGCUAUACAAUUCUCUGUACAAAAGUAUACAAAAGAGGAGAAAGUUAAUCUUCAGCAUCAGAGCAGCGUGACGAAAGAACUAUGGAUGAGAUUAAAACUAUGUAAGGGCAUUUAAUGUAUAAAUGAAUUAAUUAAUUGUUAAUUUAUUCAGUAGUCGGCUUUAAUUUGGUCUGCGUGUGGACCAGCAGUGGUCCCGACCGACUAAUAUGAUCCAGUGGCCCGGUACCUGCUUGCUGUCUGGGGCUAUAUUAGCAAAACAGCUUUCUGUUGUUAUGGUGAUUAGGAGCGCUAAUACAAUGUUCCAAUAGGUGUCGCUGUGAGCGUCUACGUCGCGUUCCGCCACACAUUCACAGAAAUAGAAGAAGACGUGCGGCAGUUUUGCUGAUUGAUGAACUGAGCUCUCCGACUCUACUAAUCAUCUUUACAUUCAAAUAUUUCUGACAGGGUUUUACCUCCACAGUUCCAUCUGAUCCGUUGUGGGUGUAUUUGAAGAGGUUAACUGCGUUCUGCUGUAAAGAUCAAGAUAUGAGUAGUGCCCUGUCUUCUCGUGUGGUCUUCUUUCCUACGUCCCUCUGUGGGAAUAUCAAAAGAUUCAACUAGGAUGAAGUCAGAAGAGAUUAAAUGUGAGAAUCUGGACCCCACAGACAGCUGCAGUAUUAGCCAAAGUUCAUCUGGUAUUUUACACACCAACACUUCUUACAGAAAAAAAGAAACUCACUGCUGCUUACAGUGUGGGAAGAGCUUCAGUCAAAAGUCUCAUCUCAGACAACACCAGCGGCUCCAUACAGGAGAGAAGCCGUAUCUCUGCUCGCAGUGUGGGAAGAGUUUCAGUCAAAACAGUAGUCUCAAAGAACACCAGCGGAUCCACACGGGAGAGAAGCCAUAUCGGUGCUCGCAGUGUGAGAAGAAUUUUAGUAGCCAGAGUAAUCUUCAGCGACACCAGCGCGUUCACUCGGGAGAGAAGCCGUAUCUGUGUUCGCAAUGCGGGAUUAGUUUUACACAAAGUAACGCUCUCCAAAAACAUCAGCGCAUUCACACAGGAGAUAAACCGUAUCGCUGUUUAGAAUGUGGGAAAAGUUUUAAUCGCGGGGACACUCUCCAACAUCACCUGCGCAGUCACACAGGAGAGAAGCCGUAUCACUGCUCACGCUGUGGGAAGAGUUUUACUAAGCAAAAUAGUCUCCAUGUACACCAGCGGAUUCACACUGGGGAGAAGCCUUAUUACUGUUUACAGUGUGGGAAGACUUUUAACAACCAGAGCAGUCUCCGACAACACCAACGAAUUCACACUGGAGAGAAGCCGUAUUACUGUACAGAGUGUGGAAAGCAUUUUACUAGCCAGAGUAAUCUCCUGCGACACCAGCGUGUUCACACAGGACAAAAACCGUACCACUGCUCAAAGUGUGUUAAGAGUUUCAGUCAGAACGGGAAUCUUAAAAAACACCAACGAGUGCGGAAAAAAAAUCACCACUGCUCAGUGUGUGGAAAGAGUUUCGAUCGAGAGAGUUUUCUCAGAAUGCAUCAGCGGAUUCACACCGGAGAGAAACCGUAUCACUGCUCACAAUGUGGGAAGAGUUUCAGUCAAAAGAGUCAUGUCAAACAACACCAGCGCAUUCACACAGGAGAGAAGCCAUAUCGAUGCUCGGAGUGUGGGAAGACGUUUACCUGCCAGAGAAACCUCCAGCGACACCAGCGCAUACACAGCGGGGAGAAACCUUUUCAGUGCUCAGAGUGUGGAAAAACGUUUACAUACCAGGAUCACCUCCAGCGACACCAGCGCAUACACACAGGAGAAAAGCCGCAUCAGUGCCCACAUUGUGGGAAGAGCUUUAGUGAGACGUUUCUUCUCAUAAAUCACCUCCGAGUUCAUACAGGAGAGAAACCAUAUCAGUGCUCAGAGUGUGGGAAGAGUUUUACACAAAAGUCUAGUCUGAAAGGACAUCAACGCAUUCACACUGGAGAGAAACCAUAUAACUGCUCACAGUGUGCAAAGAAUUUUACUACCUCGCAUAGUCUCCGAAAACACCAACGCAUUCACACUGGAGAUAAACCGUAUUACUGCUCACAGUGUGCAAAGAAUUUUACCACCCUGCGUAGUCUCCGAAAACACCAGCACGUUCACACAGGAGAGAAAACCAGACUGCUCGUAGAGUGGGAAGAGUUGUAGGACACGAGGAAAUUUACAUCAACAAAAUGACAUUUACUCAGCUGAGAAUGGGGACAUUAUUGAAAUUUUCAUUAGAAAAUGUGGAAAUGAACUCGUUUUAUUCCAAAUGUUUAUUUUGAGUCAAAUGGGAUCAUUUAACUCCUUCUGUUGGAAUGUUUUUAUAUUCUUUGCUAUGUACUUGAGGGGGCAGUGGUGUUUAUCACUAUGAAACUAUGAAUUUUAGAGUGUGUGGAAAGUAAAAGGUAGGCCUGUGUGAUAUUGCAUUUUUAUUGUCAUUACAUCACAUUACACUGCAUUAGUAUGCAGUGAAAUUUAUUUAGUCAAUUAUAUUACCCUGUCUGAUAACCUUUUAUUAUUACUGCAUUCCCAAAUUGGCUAUAACAAGAUAUUACUUCUUAUGUUGGCAGUAUGGUCAAAUAAUUUGUGAAGAGUUGUUAUACCUUUGAACAGUCAUGUGAAAUUGUAUAUUUUGGUAAUUAAAAAAGGCCUGUGUGAAAUAUUUUUUGCUAUUUUCCAUGAUUAGGAUUCAAUCAUUUAAGAUCAGUUCCGUGUGAUUUUGCUAACUCAUGUUCUCAUGAUGUUUUUGGGUUUCUGUCCUUGAUUGUUUUUGUCUCUUUUGUCUUAUGUUUUCCUUAACUAGCUUUGGGUAUGUUGCUUGCAUGUACAUAUGAGUAUAAAAGCCAACUGUAUCCAACUUGCGUUUAGACUAAGAUUGAGACCACGAAACAAUGUAGUGCCCAGAGUGUCUCUGUGCACAUAAUAAACCCUCUCUUUGUCUAUA